AUGGCCAAAGUUAUUCUAUCCAUCAACGCCGGCUCAUCGUCCGUCAAAGUCUCGGUCUUCAAGGGAACUUCCAAGGAUGCCGAACCAUCUCAGCUUGCCGAAGUGUCAGUAGCUGGAUUGACUGCACCUCCUUCAACACUCACAUACAAACGUGGAGACCACAAAGUCAAGGAUCAGAAGAUUGAAGGUGUCAGUACCCAAGAAGAUGCUUUCAAGUACAUCCUUGAGCACCUCUUGAACGAUGAUGGUCUGCCCGAACUCAAGAACAAGGAGGAUAUCGAAUUCGCAUGCCAUAGAGUAGUUCAUGGAGGAGACUUCGACAAGCCUACAAGAAUUGACAGGGAGACCUACCAUCAUAUCGAGGAACUUUCUGAUCUUGCACCUCUCCAUAACGCAGGUGCCUUGACCAUCGUCAAAGCUGUUCAUGAGCAAUUGCCAUCAGCAACCAAUAUUGCCUUCUUCGAUUCAGCAUUCCACUCUUCUCACAUCCGAACAUAUCCAAUUGACCAAAAGCGAGCAAAGCACAACAAGCUCCGCAAGUAUGGCUUUCACGGUCUCUCAUACGCCUUCAUCACCAGAUCAGUGGCAGAGUCUCUGAACAAGCCCGUCGACUCUCUCAACAUCAUUGCUCUUCACCUUGGUAGCGGUGCCUCUGCAUGUUCCAUCGUCAACGGAAAGUCCUUCGACACUACCAUGGGCUUGACUCCGCUGGCUGGUCUUCCAGGCGCAACCAGAUCAGGCUCUGUCGACCCCAGUCUAAUCUUCCAUUUCACGCACACAGCCGGAAAGCCCAGUCGCAGCAGCACUAAAGAUUUGCACAUUACUGAGGCUGAAGAGAUUCUCAACAANAAGAGCGGCUGGAACGCCAUUGCUGGUACCACUGACUUUGGUGUCAUCAGCUCAAAAGCAGAGCAAGGUGACAAGGACUGCCAACUCGCCUUUGACCUGUUUGUCGACAAGAUCUUGAAUUUUGUUGGUGGCUACUAUGUCAAGAUGGGAGGCAAGCUCGAUGCUCUGGUCUUUGCUGGUGGUAUCGGAGAGAAGGGAAGCCAGCUGCGUGCUCGCGUGGUCGAGCAAUUGGGCUGUCUUGGUUUCGAACUUGAUCAGGAGAAGAACAAGAAACCUGAUGAUAAGNNGGAAGUGGUGGACAUCACGAAAUCUGGAUCCAAGCACAGAGUUCUCAUCUGCCAAACAGACGAACAGACUGAGAUGGCAAGGCAGUGUGUUCAAGGUGCGGAUGACUUCCGAAAGAAGGCCUAA
Aureobasidium musti is the source of this 1260-nucleotide messenger RNA. The record is from the annotation of a GenBank genome assembly. Lineage: Eukaryota; Fungi; Ascomycota; Dothideomycetes; Dothideales; Saccotheciaceae.